This is a messenger RNA of Trypanosoma brucei brucei TREU927, 2226 nucleotides long. RefSeq lists its product as hypothetical. The transcript has a single exon. Bases 1 to 2226 code for a protein of 741 amino acids. The record is from RefSeq and is a predicted model, not a curated record. NCBI's taxonomy places the organism in Eukaryota, Euglenozoa, Kinetoplastea, Trypanosomatida, Trypanosomatidae.
AUGCCCGAGGCGCAUAUUGUCCGAUUCAAAGUACUGAGAAUCGACUGCACGGCGCUAACCAAGGGACAACAGUAUACCAUAACCUAUCGUCGUGGGGAGACAUUCCGUUCCACACCGUGUUAUGUGGCCGACAAUAAUUACGUUGACUUCAGCCCCAUGCCAGAGGGUUCUGCCGUUGUGCACUUCAAAAGUGGCGGGCUGCGCUUCCUGCCCAAAUGGAUAAACAUUCGUGUAGAGGAAUACAUACGUGGACGUGCGCGUAAGGCCGUAGGUGAAACCAGGGUCGACUGCGCUGGCGUGCUUGGGGCUAGCAGCAAGACAGCAGCAACAACGGUCAGUGUGAGUUUUAGUCUUCAUGGGAGCCCCGCCAAAAUGACCGUGGCGCUUCUCGUUUACCCCGAAAAGCACGCUCCACUCUCAUUUAACAAUAUUAUUCCUCAACCGUCUGGAGGCAACAGAGAUGGCCGCGGCGUGGAUCAGACAGCGACAGGUUCAAGGGGUCAUGUGAAGCGGAUGGCUACCGAUGAUGUUGUAACCCUUCUUUUAGCUCUAGAGGGCCUCGCAGAGCGUCGCCGUGCCAAUAUCGCGCAGGGCAUUGAUAAGGACUCGCCCCUGAAGGCACGUAUUGCCGAAUUGGAGGAAAAACGGCGCGCAUUCAGCGGUGUGGAAGGCAUGGCGCAAGGUGUGGUGCAAAGCCGGACGGUGGAUUUAAUUUCGGCACAGUAUCUUGCUUUAUCACAAACACAUCGUGCAAACUUCACGGGUCAUGUAGCGGCGUACCUGCGGCAGCUAGCCGCCUCCACAGGUGUGCCAGUGACAUUGGAUAUAUCUCGCUACACUGGUGCAACCAUUGGGCGUGGUGGUUCAUCGUCUACUGUAGACGCAACUCAAGAGCGUUUGCAACGGAUGCAAAGCCGUAUUGAAAUGUUGUCGCAGCAAAUAAAAAAACUGGAGGGGGAGAAAACGUGUCUGGACAUAGAGCAAUCCCUGUCUAGGAGCCAGGGUAGUGCCGAAGAGUUGAAGGCAAUCACAGCCAAAAUCGAGUCGCUGACGUCUCAAAGGCAGCUGCUUCAGCGCUCAUGCGCCACAAUUGAAGGCGCAGGUGUGAAACCUAGCGGAAGCUACGAUCACACACCGGUUGUACAUGAAGUAAUUGGAAUACGUGCCCGUAUCCUUGCCCUCUCAAAGGAAGAGGAACAACUGCGGGAGAAGGUGCUACGCAUGAGUAAUGUCACUGUUGGGCAUGUGCUCAAAUGGGCCCGUAGCAAGGAUCCACCAAUGGAAGAAGUCCGCAAGGAUGACACGGGUCUCAGUGGAGUGGCCCAAGGUUAUCACAUGCGGAAAGAAAACCAAUCUGCACAUCCCCUGCCACAGAACCCGGUUCCAACGCAGACACCACAAAAAACUGAAGAGCCGGAAAAAGCAGCCCACAAUUCAAGCACACAGCAGUCUAGUGAGAACGAUUCUGAUACAGAUAGCGAUGGAGAUACUGCAAAGGUCGCAGGUGAUGGAAAAUCGUCAGGUAAAUCAUCCACAAGGGCGUCCAGGAUUACGAAACGUUUCCCUGACUGGGGUAAGAUCAGGAAGAGUGACAUGUAUGGAGCUACAGGACUUCCUUCAGCGAACGACUUUGAGGGUGGGGCGGGAUCAGAGCAGCAGGUUGUAAGUAAGGGUUCUUAUGGGGACCCCCUUGCCCCGGAUUUGGGAAGUAGCAUGUUCUCUACGAGAAGACAAGAAAGGGCGGCUCCACAGAAACAAGAGCAGGAACGAAAGAAUUCUUCACUAGUUGUUGGGUCCGAUUUACCACAACUAAACUUUGACGCCCCUCUCGAGGACACCACAACGAGCGGUCAUGGUGGUUUCUUUUCAUCAAGUUUUGCAGACGGUCCAACGGGAUCAAUUCCAGCUAUUCAAAUUGUCUCCGUUGACGAUGAUGCCUUCACAUACGAUGUGGGUGAGACGGAAGGUAAUAACUUUGUUGCAGAUGAUUCUAUAACGUACAAUACCUUUCAAAUGGAAGGGUCGAGUACCAAUGAGCCUGCCUUUAGUAUUACUCCGAGUGGACUUCCCACCUACUCAUUCGAGAGUGGUGGGGAAAACACGUUUAGCACGGGGGGAAAUGAGGGGGGAUUGCCUGUAUACAACUUUGGGUCCGAUCACCUCAGUGUCAGCAAAGAUAAGAGGGAGAGUGGGAAUCACACGCUUACUUUCAACUUUGGUAGUUAG